Symbiodinium pilosum is the source of this 3006-nucleotide messenger RNA. Lineage: Eukaryota; Dinophyceae; Suessiales; Symbiodiniaceae. The record is from the annotation of a GenBank genome assembly.
AUGGUCACGUGUUUGACGAGAGGCACGCGAGGCACUCCAUGUUGCAGGCCUCAGCAGGUCAUCCUGCUUGCCCUGGGACUUCUGGCAUCCUGCAAUCUUCAGGGCUGCCUGCCUCCUGACUGGUCGUUUUGUGACUGUGACUUCCGUGAUAACUUCUGGAACAGUAUCCUCAACGAUGUGCACCUGCUGUGGGACGGCCCAGAUUUUGUUCGGAAAGCCAGAGACAACACGACCUUUCAGGGACGAUAUCUACAAUCUCCGCCAGAUGACUUGAACUGUCCCGUUUCACCGACUGUCUUCUGGAAGGCCUGGCCGCAAUAUGGAAUUACGCGUGGCCUGAUUGAAGGAUCCAUGGGAGAUCUCUGGAUGCCUGGAGCUAGAGACAGGUUCAAACAAGUCUGCAUAGCGGGACACAUCGCUUUGAUGGCAAUCUGUUCACAACAUUUCUUGGUGAAAGCUGCCCGCAUGCAGGAGGCAGGGGAUCCAGAUCACAUGAAGUGGCUAGAAGCAUCCUAUGGCCAUAUGGUUGCUAUUCGCAACCUUGGCCAGGCCUACCAGAUACGUCAGUGCAUGGGUCAGCAAGGGUGGUCCCUGAACGUGGGUGCCUUCCACAGGUAUACCGAGACAUGGAUAGGAAGAGAAGCACAAGGAACCGCCCCUCAAGCUGCUUUUCUCAAUGGGAAGGUCGACCCGUGGCAGAUGUUGUUCACAAAGCCAAUGCAUCAUGACAGCGAGAGCCGAGCAGCAGCAUUGCCGGACCGAAGAGUUUGCGUUCCGUUCAAGGACCCAGCGUGCUGGAAACGCAAAUCCUUACUGUUGAUAGAGACAUGCGAGCAUUGUUGCAACCCGUUUGAGCAUAAAUCGGGUCGUGGAGCAAGUUGGUGUUGGGACGACGAGUGGACAUAUGAGAGAUGCUGCCAGCAGGACUACAAGGAUCUUGUGUGCGAAGUUAGGCGUAAAGGUGAGGAAGGUGGUUGUGUCGACUGCAAGAAAUCAGUGACGUACGUCUGCAUGACGCCACCUGAGAAGCGACUGCAGGAUGCACAGAACAAUUACAAUACAAAGGUGGAUCUUUUUAAUUCUUUGCAGGACAAAGCCAAGACACUGGCAACAGACAUAGCGGCAACUCGGAGUGACCUAGUAGACAAGGACGGAACAUACCGAAACCUUCACGCUGACCUGAAUGCAAAGCUGCAGAUCUGGCACCGGGCGUUCAACAAUGCCUCACGACUGUCCUCAGCCGCACGCCUUCAGCAACAGGACGCCACGUGGAACAAUUCAAAUUCAGCCCUGCAAGAGGCGCAAGGAGUUUUGCAUGCCUCACAGGCUGCAACAUCUUCUGCACAGGCUGCGCUUUCAGAGGCAAGAAGGCUGGAGCAGCUAGGAAGCCAGCUGCUUGCAAACAACGAAUCGUCUUAUAAUAAAGCGAAGAGCCACCAUGCCGCGACUGAGAAGGCACUGACUUUGAGCCAGCAGAAACAACAAGUGGCAGAAUCAGCCACAACUGAAGCGGAGGAGGCUCUCAAAGCUGCAGCUCAAGCAGCUGAGGCGGCCUUGGAGACUUCGGAGUCCGCUAACACGUCGUGCGAUGCGACCUACUUAAGCACCCACCGUGAGCUGGAAGAAGCAGAAUCAGCCAGGGAUCUUCUGCGAGCUCAAGCCUUGAAAGCCGUGUCGGACCAGCAAGUCGCAACAGCACUGCACAGCUUCUCACAUGCACAAGCAGCUCGUGCCUGCUACCACCGAGCCGCGAUCGACACAGCGUCGGCCGGCGCUCGCGUUCGCUCUGCCCAGCACUUGGUCAACGAGGCCCAGGCUGCUCGUAACCGCACUGCAGAAGCUCUCAACGCAGCACGGAAAGACGAAGACUUAGUGCAGCAAGCCAUUUUCAAUUGUACUAUUGGUUCUAGGGGAUCUUCUGCAAGUCAAUGCCUCAUUGCGAGUACGCCUGCCAACAAAUCUGCAAAGCCUCUGACAAUUAAGUCAUCAUGGCAGAAGGAUCUUUGCACCUCCUGGCAGGGAUGUGACGCAGGAGGGUGUGCCUGUUCUGACUGCGAAGCUGAAACUGGAUACAUGGAGCCCGAAAUCAAUUCCCUGACGCGACGGCUUCAGGAGAGCCAGCGCUUCGCAACCGAAGUCCUGAAAAGCCAAAGGGAAUUCGAGCCCGACGAAGAUGCUGUCUAUGUACCCCCUGAGCUAGUCACCGCAUCGGAAGCGGCUGCUGAGCAAGUCUCGUUGGCAAGAGAGGCGCAUGCAAUGGCGGGCAAAGCGUCCAAAGACGCAGAGAGCAGCCUCACCAGGCUAAAGGCUGAUCGUGAAGCAAUUGGCAAGAAGCAUUUGGCCGCUCAAACAAAGUUGAAGGAAGCACGGAAUCGCGAGAAGGAGUUGAGCUCAGAGAUGUCAUCCGUACAAGCUCACUUGCGCCGCAAUGUGACUGCGCUGGAGCAGAUGAAGCAUCGUCUAGUGGAGGCAAACGAGACAGCACUGCGCACGGCAGUCCUUGUCCAGGAAGCCAUCAGCCGCGAAGCAGCAAGCAAGGAAAUGCUAGCGAAUCUAACACAGGAAGCUGAGCGUCAAAAGCGAAAUGAGCAGCUGGAAGCCCAGCGGAAAGCUGAAGCAGAGAAACACGUCCAAUCCUUGAACCAGUCCCUUGCAGACAACCUGACCGUGUUGGUCUCCGCGUGGCUGCGCCAACAAGAGACUGCCGGCCAGGCAUCCCACUCUUCGCGCUGGAGUGAGCGACUCCUUUCAGCAGCAAAGGCCGUCCUCGUCAACAUGGUGGGUUCAUUCGAAAGCUUCUUGGAAAACUACGUUAUCAGCAUUGCAGACAAGGAUGCGGCCAUGCAAGUAAUGCGAGCCGUGGAGAACCUCAAGGCCGUGGAGUUGAGUGCUCUAGAGACAGAGAAGAGUGCAGAAGACGCUGCAGAGCAGACGGCGGAUGCCGACCUUGCAAAGGCAGCAGCCGAAGCUGAUAAAACGGCAAAACGCGUUCGCGACAUUUUGUGA